AAAACGCAAGCUCCAAAUGCCAAUGGAGUGGGCACCGCGCUGUCAUAUGGUACUGUCGCCGAUUCUCGAGACAGGAUUGAGGCUUGAGCUGGCUCAACGGAGGCAGUCGUGACUUGGUCUUCAUAUCACAACCGAACCUCGACUUGGAAUAACCCAGCUGUGCGUUUACACCUUUCGUCUUGUGAGCGACGCGGCAUGCAGCGCGGGAACAAUGGGGCUGGUCAGAGGUUGCGCUGAGGACGCCAGAUGCCAUACCGCACAUAUGUCCUCCCUAACAUACGAAUCCAGGCUCAACGCAGGUUAUUGAUUAUGCUUGCGGGGUCCGAUCGGGAGCCAGACGUUUCAGCAGCAGCAGAGAGAGUGCAGCGAGGUGGAUGCUGCGCGGCGACGCGCCCCCUGAAUCCCUAAACUGAAUCUUGUGGACAGUGUUUGAGAGUGUGUGUGCAUAUGUGUGUGCGUGUGUGAGGGCGCGCGUGAAAGUGUGUGUGUUAGCACUUCCACAUGGCCUCCAUGCAGGACGGGGUGAACUUCUCUGCUCAUCCCUACGGCAAAGUACUGCUGCUGGGGGCCAUCGCCGCCGCCUCAGCCUUCGUUGUCACCAUUCUCAUCGUCGUGCUAUGUGUGGGCUGCCAGAGAAAGGGGAAGACACACAAUGGCCCUGGAGAGGAGAGGAAGCACAGGCUCAUGGACAUGAGUAUACUGCGGCAGUCCAAGCUGCGCUCCAUCAGUAAGUCAGACACCAAGCUUCAUGAGAUGAACAGACUCAACUGCAAUGGCAAGAAAUCUUCUAAGAAGAACCGUCCCGCCAGCAUGGAUCUGCUCCUACUCCCUAGCCGUCGCUCAAACUCCGACCUGCGUUCUCAGGGCCGCCAGUUGCCUCAGAUCCCCGCUGGUGAGGAUGGGGAACACACAUACGCUGAGGUGGGCCGCCGCUCCUCUCCCACACGUGGUUCUGAGGAUGCCCGCUAUGGCGUCGGAGGUCGAGCUGGGGAGACGGACACCCCCGCCCCACCGGCGGUCCCUGCUAAUACCCCAGCUCCACCUGAUCCUGACGGCGACUGCUUAGAGGGUGGGAUGCCGGAACCUGAGACCAUCCCCCAAGUAUUAAACACGCCACCUCAACCGCAGGAGACAGUGGAGUACGCCUGCAUCAGAAAGGUCCGGAGAGUGGACAAAGCUGCCCAGAAGAGGGACAAUGGGACGGAGACCGAGGAAGGGCUUGGACAACAACGACACAGUAGUGGGGACAUUCGGCAUGCCCCACCUACUCACCCAGCCCCGCCUCCAACACACCCACACAGUCAGAAGAUUCCUCGGAAAAACAUGGAGGGCUUCAACUUACCGUCUUUCCCCAAGGAGGCAGUGUUUAUGGGAAAUGGAGAGCAGUACAUAUGGAAACCUCCGGAAGAGGAUGACAUCAUCUUCCAACACAAGCAGAUGGGUAUUCUAAGCUCUCAUGCAGGAGAGAAUAUGGCAGCAUCUGCAGCAGGGAUCACAGAGAUGUAUUCGAAAGUCUGCAAACCAGGCAAAAAGAAGCGAGGCGUGCCUGGCUCGCCACCCGCUGCGAGGGACAUCAGCGGCUAUAGGACCUUGGCUCGGGGGGACCGCGGUGAGCGUGAUGGGGGUUUCAGCGUGGUAGUCAAACCCCAAACAUGGGCACCGCAGGAGGGUAAAGGCUCGAGAGCGCCACCCGGCUGCAUGGAGGACCACUGCUACGAAGCCAUCAGCACCGAGGAAACAGACCUGGCUUACGAGACCAUGGAGGGUGGGGGAGGCUGGAGGCGAGACAGGCCUCCGCCCAAUGCCAGCGCCACCUUGCGACCCAAGCGGAAGAGGCCCCAGCAGCCCUUACAACAACCACCGCCACCCCCCCCACCCCCCCAGCAGACCCCCAAACUACAGCAUCUCCCGGCCAAAGCAAUGCUGAUGCCCGGGGAGAGCCUGUAUGAGAGCAUCCCUGACCUGAAGCAGGGCUCGGCAACCUCCAGCACAACCACCAUCUUUACUUUUAAUGACGGUAUGGAGAUGUAUGUCACUGGCCUGUAGGGGGCGCUCUAGUAAAGGGAACUUUCCUUUCUAGGGCUUGAAUUUUGAAUUGGGACAUGCACACGUGUUGUAACCCAAUGGGAUACGCGCAUUGUGCCACUGCUAUAUAUUUUACAUGGGUUCCAAGUAUUAGUUGAGCAUUAAUUGAGUUUUGUAAGUCUAGUUAAAGGUCAGUAUUUUCGCAGCACAAAAUGAUAGAUUGAAAUGAUUUCGAUUAGUCACACACCUCAUCACGAGGAAGAAAAAUAGUCACCAGCCAUGAGAUAGUACCACAGACAAAACAUAUCACACCUAACAGUAGCAUUCCUGUAGAGGGAAUUCUUGUUUAUUUGUCAUUAAAUGUUGUAUUUUCGAACAAAGUGACCAUCGGAAUUGCGGGUCAAACUCGUAUUUGAUGCCUAGAAAAUCCCAAAGGAGAAAAAAAAACGAGCACAAGCCAAUUACAAAAGCAACGUCUCAAAAAGCACAGUCUAAUUGUGUUUCACAGCCCUCUGAGGAAAUUCUUUUGAUUCGAAGCAAAGCUCUGUCCCGUUUCAAAAAUGAAUAUAUAGAAAGUGAACUUUAUCAGAGAGCCAAUCAAAAGCUAUUGUCAAGCAAAAUACCAUAUAUUGACAAAAAGAAUUGAUCCUAUUUUAAAACAGCUAAAAGCUAUCUAUUAUCUAAAAGCUUUAGGAAAUACAUGGCUCUAUUUUUGUAAUAUCAAAGCCUCUAUUUCUGUAAAAAACUAAUCACAUAAUUUUAGAGUUAAAAUAAAGAUUCUAAUUCGAUUGGUCAAACAGAUCCUGUACGUCAAUAAAGUAUUUUCUUAUAAGCACAAAUAUUUCAUGCUCAGCAUGACGUCUGUCGUAGACAGUCCCCUUGUAGAAAAUUGAAGAGUAAAAAAUUAAUAGAUGGUAAAUUUCAGUUGUCAAUAAAGCAAGAUCACGGAGGGAAUUAGCAAAAGCUCAGGGACAGUGAAGAAAAAUAUUAAAUAAUUGCACACAAAAAUGUUAUGACAUAUAUGACAGGAGACCCCCAAUGUCUUUUCAUGUUAUUUUUUUGUUUUGGUCAUACAUCAAUUCAAACUGUCACAUGAGUCACCACAGUGCUUCAGUGCAGUAAAAUAAGUGUUUUUUUUGUCAAUAAUGUUUAUGCACUUUGCCUGAUUAAAAAGAUGCAUGCUUUCAAGAAGAAAAAAACCCUUGUAAAGGGAUAAAAAAAAAAAAAGAAAGUAAAGUGAAACUAGCACUGUCCUGUGGUAUCAGAGAAUGGUUUAUUUCUUGCUGUUGUUGGUGGAUUGUUUGAUUUAUAUGCCUUUUUCUUCAUCUGAGAAAGAGCACAAAGUGAAUCGCUUCAGGACUGGGGAGACCAAUGAUGACCCGAGGAGGACUCUCUAAAUAAAAAAACUGGACAGUUAGGAAUAUAACACAAUUGGUCAGAAGAAAUGUAUCAGACAAUCCCUUUCCCCCAUAAUUUCAGAAGCAGUCAGGAUGUCCACGUAUGUCCAGAUAAGAUUGAAUGGAAUCGCAUAUUCGCAAAAACUAUCCUGUAUGUUAUAUGGAAAUAAUGGGAGUUUAAAAAAGGUACAAUGACAAAGCGAUUUAAAAUUAGUGUAUGUUGCCCCAUACUGUAGGUACUGGGGUUUUAUGGCCAGACAGUGACGAGCUUCACCAGUGGACAAUGUCAAACUAUCUGUGAUCUGUGGACUAUAGUGGCCGCUCUCUCAGUGUCUUUGAAUCUGAUGCUAAUGUGAUCUGGAUUAAAUUAUCCCAAAUAGCUGGAGCACUCAGAAAGGGGCUCAGGUCAACCAAAUAUAAUCAAACCGCUUGUCUAAGCCUUCGUUGCUAUCAAAUGUUGGUGCAGUGUUGUAAAUAUGUUACAAACAGAAGAAAUGCAGAAAAGGGGGAGGGAAUUUGCUCUUGGUGUUCCUGAAAGUAUUUGUUUCUUUCCGGUUGUCCUUUCGGAAUGAUUUUUCUCUCGUGAAAAAUUAUCUCAGCAGUAUAUCUGUGAGUUUUGAUUAUGUGCUUUGGGAUUUUUUUUUUGUUUUCCACAUCAUUUUAGCUAUAUUGUGUAUCUCAAAGACCAGUUGAGUUUAGUGUGGCAGCUAAUGUUGUGCGUUUGCUUAUCAAACAACAGGGUGGUGUGUAUUAAAGCUGUGUAAUUAAGUACUAAUGUGCAAAAGAUUGUAAUGUUUUUAUAUCAAAAUGACUAUUCAUAAAAAUGUCGGGUCAAGUUUAUACUUUUUUAAAUAAAGUAGCACUUCAAAAAAAAACA
Messenger RNA from Pimephales promelas (fathead minnow), 4299 nucleotides. RefSeq lists its product as uncharacterized. Gene Ontology annotation, biological process: negative regulation of T cell activation; B cell receptor signaling pathway; T cell receptor signaling pathway. Lineage: Eukaryota; Metazoa; Chordata; Actinopteri; Cypriniformes; Leuciscidae. The record is from RefSeq and is a predicted model, not a curated record. Gene Ontology annotation, cellular component: plasma membrane; membrane raft.